UCGUCCGGACACGGAUCCGGUGCCCCCAUGAAGGCAGGGCACGGAUGAACAGUACCGUGCCCUGCAGUUUCGGCCGUUGGAUCAAAAAUAGAGAGCCAAGAUUAAUCACUGUAGCUUGGUACUGUACACUACCCUGUAGCAGAUGCACUGUAGAUAAAACUGUAGCGAAUGUCCUGUAGCUAGCGCACUGUUUGUUGUCCUGUAGCAGAUGCACUGUUCAUAGUCAUCUGUCCAUUCAUUUUUGAUCCGACGGCUAAAAAAGGGGGGAGGGCACCGUACUGUUCAUCGGUGCCCUGCCUUAGUCAGGGCACCGGAUCUCAAUCCCUCUCGUCCACCCGUCCGGCCGUCCCAAUCUACUCCUGCACAUCUCAAAAAAAUUCCCCAGCCGCACCAUCUCCCCCAUGAAUUUAGAUCCGAGCGGCGAAAAGGCGAUUGAUUGGAUCCCCAUCGAGUGGAUCUUGAGGGCGGCGGAGGGAGAACGAGAUGCGUUUGUGGUGCGGACCGCAUGGCGCCCACCUUCCAAGGCGAAGGUCAGCGCCCAUGGCUUUGUUGCGGUUGUGCGGGGAGGAAUGAGCAGCGCGGAGGCGAAGUGCGGCAGCCAUGGAGGAUGUGGUGGUAGCCCGUGCUCACAAGGCGAGAGACGGCGGCCAUGGAGGAUGUGGUGGUCCGAGCCCGUGCUCACAAGUCAAGAGGCAACGGCCAUGGCAGCGGUGGUGCUGCGAGCCCGUGCUCAGAAGGCGAGAGGCGGCGGCAAUGGAGACGGUGGGGGUAGCGGUUGCCGUGGUGGCGUAGGGUGGCACAGAUUCCGGCUUCCUCCUCGUCGACCUCUGUCGCCGCCGCUUCCAUCCCCAACCUCCGUUCAUGCUUGCCGUCGGCGUCCCCGUCACGCUGGACGCAGCGUUCGACGUCUGGACGUCUGGACGACCUUUGGCUCCUCGUCCCGCGGCAAAGACGAGAACCACGCUCUGAUCUAAAGCGACUGGAGGAAGCAAAAAGCCAUCCUUCUUGGGCGAAGGUUUCGAGUCUCCUCUUGGCGUGUCAACUAUCGAUGGGGAGUGUGGACGGACACAAAGCCGCGCAAAAAAAAAAAAACCAAGUGAAAACAAAGCCGGAGAAACCUGUCGCUAUCACGUCUUGGUACCACUUUCUAUUUUUUGGGAGGGCACCGCGGUAGACAAACCGGUGCCUGGGCACCCUGUAGCAGCGUCCAAAUACUUUACCACAUUCCUCUAGCCCAACGGCCAUUCACAUGUGUCAAUAUCGCCAAGAUGGAAAAAAAAAAUCCCUCCGCAAAAGCACCAACCCCGCGAAGGCGAAGGCGAAGCGUGCCUGUCUGCCUCAUCAAUCCCCCCUCGCAAUGAGCCCGCCGCAAUUCGACCACGUCUCGCCGCCGGUGCUGGUCGACGACGCCAUGCGCGAGAUCUUCCUGCGCAUCCCGCCGGACGACCCCGCGACGCUCGUCCGCUCCUCCGCCGUCUGCACGGCCUGGCGCGGCAUCAUCUCCGACGCCGAUUUCGGCCGUGAGUACCGCGCGUUCCACAACACUUGGGAGACCUUGGCCUCCCACUUCACAUCCACAACCGCAUCCUUCCGCUCGCCUGUCUGCCAUGACCGCCAGGACUGGCACGCCCUCGACUCCCGGCACGGACUUGUCCUCUUCCGCACCCACCACGGCAGCGAAUAGAUCAUCGGGGAUUUCGCUGUAUGUGACCUCGUCUCCCACGACCGGUGGAGUGUUCCCGCUCCCCCCAGCCCGGAGUGGUCGGGCGUGGAGCACUACUGGAAUGCCGCAGUGCUCCGCGACUACACUGGCGAGGGCGCUUUUCUCGUGUCCUUGGUGGGCAAUAGCCCCUGGGUGAUCCUCGCCUCCGUCUACUCAUCCGAGGCUGGUGAAUGGAGCGACACCAUCUCCAUUGGGCGGUCGAUUAGGGUCUAUAUCGACCACUUCAGGCACAGUGCCGUCAUUGGAAAUAUGGUAUAUCUCCCAUGUGUGGAAAGACGAACAUGAUAGUGGCGUACGACAUGGGUGCGCAAGAACUAGCGGUCAUUCGCGCGCCAUUCUUUGACGAACCAGACAUUGUCCUCGCUGGGGCCGAUGACGGCAUGCUGCUGUUCGCGGCCGUGCGGGAGUCUGUACUCUCCCUCUGGUCAAUGGAGGCUGCUUGUCCUAACGCUAACGGUGCGGCGACAUGGGCACGUCGCAGGGUCAUCGAGCUCCAACCAUUGCUCCCUCUGUGUGCCUUCUUCCACGUUUUGGUGGUUGGUUUUGCCGAAGGUGCUGGUGUCAUCUUCCUGGGUACAGGGGCUGGGUUGUACACAGUUGAGCUCAGUUCAGGCCGAAGCAAAAAGGUAGGACAGAGAUUCUUCGGAAAAGCCAUACCCUACACGAGCUUCUACACCGGAGGGCAUGGUGACCGUGGCAGGCGCGCAGUUUUUGGUGCUACAAGACGAUGGGCUGGUCUCCUUUGGCUGUACGGGGAGAACCUGCAGUGAGGGUGGAUGCGCUUUCGUACCAUCUGUGUGUCUUUUGCCAAAAUUAUCGAACUCUUUGAGUUUUCAUGUUUUAACUUUGUACGCUUGUGACAUCAUCCAGGCUGGAGAUGGAUUUGCUAGCCUGUGUAAAAGUUUGAUCGAGUUUCUCAAGACAAAGGUGCUAAAAAAACGAGCUGUUCUGUAAAACCACCAUCAAUUGUAUCUGUUUUUCUUGUCUUCA
This is a messenger RNA of Lolium perenne, 2713 nucleotides long. The record is from RefSeq and is a predicted model, not a curated record. Lineage: Eukaryota; Viridiplantae; Streptophyta; Magnoliopsida; Poales; Poaceae.